Molecule: messenger RNA, 696 nt
Organism: Brenthis ino (lesser marbled fritillary)
Lineage: Eukaryota; Metazoa; Arthropoda; Insecta; Lepidoptera; Nymphalidae
Source: the annotation of a GenBank genome assembly
AUGUCACACCCAGAAUACCCGCAAAGUAACGUUGCGAAGUUCAGUGGAUACCAGCCUGACAAAUACGCUAUCGACGAUGUUUCGCCUACAGUACGCACAGAUGAAACCUUGACAUCUAGUCGACCGCCUACAUUGACACAGAGAACAGUAGCUAAAUUUCUACAACCUUUGACCAGAGAUCUCGUGGAAGUGCCACCGAGGCCUACUAUAGAUGAACUCCCAGAUGCUGUAAUUGAAAACAUGGUAAAAAAAGAUAAAGCAUUUUGGGUCGACAAGCCUGGUGCUAAUGCAUACACGCUUCAUGAUGCUUAUUACAAUUACGGUAUGACUACUGAGAAGAUACUGCCACCUCAUCAAGAUGUUUUUCCUCGUUCGUACCAGUAUGACCUUGAUUGUGUUAAGUAUAGACGUCAAAAUACAUGUAUCGGUUUUAAAGAAGGAGACAAGCAAGCAUUGGAUGUGCAGUGUCGCUCUUGUACCACUGACAUUGGGUUUAAAAAAGUGUCAUCGCCUAUUUUUGAGACAACUCAGAAAAGAUGGAGAUAUUAUCCAGAUGUAACCACUACAUUACCUCCUGAAAAAAUAAGAAACAUGAUGGAUGAAUUUGGGCGACCUUUUAAAAAUGAAGCUUGUAAUUGGUAUUAUCAAAAUUAUCCAUCAAUAAAAUACGACAGUAUUAUACGAAGGUUUUCGAAA